GGGCGUAGAGUGGCCCCAUCAUUAGAAUAUUUCUCCAAUGCGAGAUCGGAACGGAAUUUAGGCUAGUUUUGUUAUCGAUACGGGGAUAUAUGGCGAUUUAUAACCAAAUACCUAGUCACUAUUCUGUGAAUCAUUUUAUGCGAUGGGGUUGUAGAGAUACUUACUAAAGUAGUAUCUUGGAACCUUACCUGUGGGACAUGGCCUAAUUGCUCCAAGAGAAGUUCAAUAGAAGUUCCCCUCGAUAUCUACCUUCUACUACCUCUACCUUGGCCGAUCAAACGUUAAACCAGUAAACCAACAAACUCCCCUUCGUUUUUCGUCGCAUUCUCCUCAGUUCCCACGAAGAUCGGCCACGUUCAAUAUGGCUCUCCGACAUCCUACUCGGCAUUUCGCAUCCUCUACAUUAGUUCUCCGACUUCCUACUCGACCUUUCGCAUCCUCUACAGCUCGAUAUAUCUCGACGACAUCGCCUAAUCAUGUUCAAGGGUCUAAAUCGCGCGAAACAACUUUACCAAAUCCCGAUCCGUCUGGUGACGAACCCUACUCAACUAUGCUAAAAUUCCAUUCCAACUUUAUGCUGGCAACAUAUGACAGGGCGCCCCCGCUAUUUCUGAAAGGGAAGGGUUCGUAUUUGUGGGAUGUAGAAAACCGAAAAUACCUGGAUUUCACCUCCGGUAUUGGCGUUAAUGCGCUCGGCCAUUGCGAUCCAGGCUCGGUGGAGGCCAUCUCAGGUCAGGCAAAAACGCUAUGGCACACGUCUAACCUAUACUACAACCCAUGGAUUGCAUCACUUUCCCACCUUCUUAUCGAGAAGACCCGCGCAUCGGGUGCCAUGCACGAUGCUGCCACGGUAUUCCUCUGCAAUUCCGGUUCCGAGGCGAACGAGGCAGCAAUCAAGCUUUCCAGGAAGGUUGGCAAAGUUCUGGAUCCUACUGGCGCCAAGCACGAAUUCGUCUCCUUUUACAACUCGUUCCACGGACGGACCAUGGGAAGUCUGUCCGCAACGCCGAAUCCCAAAUACCAGGAACCCUUUGCGCCGAUGCUGCCUGGCUUUAGAUAUGGGACAUUCAACGACAUCGCCGCUGUCAAUGACCUUGUGACAGAAAAGACGUGUGGUGUAAUAAUUGAGCCUAUUCAGGGAGAGGGUGGCAUCAACGUUGCCAGCGAUCAGUUUCUCGUCGCCCUAGCGAAGCGGUGCCGCGAAAUGGGUGCCGUUCUCAUUUACGAUGAGAUUCAGUGCGGCUUAUCGAGGACCGGCACGCUCUGGGCCCAUAGUCACCUGCCCAAGGAGGCACACCCAGACAUAUUCACGUCGGCGAAGGCGCUUGGCAACGGCUUUCCCGUCGGUGCUACUAUAGCCAACCGUCAUGUCAGCGAAAAGAUUAAGAUUGGCGAUCACGGGACGACCUUUGGCGGUAAUCCGAUGGCAUCCCGUAUUGCGCACUACGUAGUCUCCCAGCUCUCAAAUCCCAACUUGCAGCAGGGUGUUCUUUCCAAAUCGAAAAUCUUCGUGGAGAGAUUCGAGCGCAUGCGAGAACGAUACCCCCGCCUUAUAACUGAGAUUCGCGGGAAGGGUCUAAUCCUUGGCGUACAAUUGACCCGAGAUCCAUUGCCAAUAGUGAAAGCCGCCCGAGAGAGAGGACUGUUGAUAAUCACAUGUGGUACGAAUACGCUCCGAUUCCUCCCGCCGCUCACAGUCAGCCAGGAAGAAAUCGAAAGCGGAUUGGAUAUCCUAGAGGAGGCUAUCCAGGCGACUCGGCGUUGAGAGUUAUCGAAAAAGGAUUUUGGUUAUCAAACAAUAAAAUCGCCUGUAUACAGUGGGCAGUAUAUGAGCGGCAUCUAGGUAUGUUUUUGAAGUACCCCUAAAGUCACAAUCCACUGCUUCAGAAUCUCGAUGUGUAGGAUCUCUAGGUGCUUACGUAGGUGCCCAAAGGUAAUGGAGUAGGUAGUCGCGGCAACUAGUAACGAGGUAGUGUUGAUGAAGAGGAAUAACAAUAAUUUUCAAUGAAGACGAUAACGUACUGGCUUUGGAAGCGCGGAUUUUAUCACUAUGCGCUGAAAUUAC
Messenger RNA from Daldinia caldariorum, 2065 nucleotides. RefSeq names its product putative acetylornithine aminotransferase precursor. NCBI's taxonomy places the organism in Eukaryota, Fungi, Ascomycota, Sordariomycetes, Xylariales, Hypoxylaceae. Gene Ontology annotation, cellular component: mitochondrial matrix. Gene Ontology annotation, biological process: arginine metabolic process. The transcript has 3 exons. The record is from RefSeq and is a predicted model, not a curated record. The coding region runs from base 362 to 1765 and encodes 467 amino acids. Gene Ontology annotation, molecular function: pyridoxal phosphate binding; transaminase activity; identical protein binding.